UAACCAUAAAUGAUAAACCUACACACCAUUCUUGUACUUGCUUCUUCUUCUUCCUUCUAGCAGGACAUUGUCCACUGUUCAGAUUCCUAGGAAAAAUAUAGGCACUCCUCAAUACUCUGUUUUUACUCCUUAAAACAGAACAACUCCACUUCCAACCCUCUUUAGUACUAUUACAACCAUUUACUCCUUUUGUAUAACAUUGUUAGACAUUACUUAACUUACACACAAACACACAACUGUCUCGGUGCUCAUCUCUUGUUUGGUCUCCACUUUUUUCUGCAAAAUUGAAACUUGUUCAUCUUCCUUAACUCUGGUAUGUUCAUUAUUCUUAGCUUCAUUUAUGAAACUUUGGGAAAUGGGGUUCUCAAGUUUGUUCCUUUUAGUGUCUUUUUCAUGGGUUUUCUUUAUCUCAACUACCCAUCAAUUACAAAUCUAUGAAACCCAACUUCUUCUUCAGUUGAGGAAGCAUUUGGAAUACCCAACUCAGUUGCAAUCUUGGGAGAAUUAUAAUGCUGAUAUGUGUGAUAUGCCUUCAACUUUACAUAUGAGCAUCAAAUGCCUGAACAAUUCUGUAUCUGAGCUCAAAAUCAUGGGUGAUAAGCUUGCUAAGGUCAGUCAGUACCAUGGAUUUGCUGUUCCGAAUCAUACGUUGUCGUCGAGUUUUUCUAUUGAUUCUUUUGUAACUACAUUGGCAAGGUUAAGUAACUUGAGGUUUUUGAGCUUAGUGUCUUUGGGAAUUUGGGGAGAGCUUCCGGAUAAAAUUCAUAGAUUAUAUUCACUUGAAGUUCUUGAUAUGAGUUCAAAUUUUAUGUUUGGUGCUAUUCCACCUGCGAUAAGUAGACUAGUGAAUCUUCAUACUUUGACAUUAGAUGGUAACUUUUUCAAUGGAAGCUUCCCAGACUGGUUGGAUUCGUUAUCAAACCUUAGUGCUUUGAGUAUUAAGAACAACAAUUUAAAGGGUCCAGUUCCCAACUCAAUAUCAAGAAUCAAGAAACUUACUGGUAUUGCAUUGUCUCACAAUCAGAUUUCUGGUAAGUUGCCUGAUUUGAGUUCCUUAACCAAUCUCCGUUUAUUAGAUAUGAGGGAAAAUCGUUUGGAUUCUCAACUACCUUUAUUGCCUGGAAGCUUGACAACAGUUCUUCUGAGCAAAAACCGACUGUCAGGUAACAUUCAGGAACAGUUUGGGAAGCUAAAUCAGCUUCAGCACCUUGAUCUCUCAUUUAAUUCUCUAAGUGGGACUCCACCUACUACAUUGUUCUCUUUGUCAAAUAUCAGUUAUCUAAAUUUAGCGUCGAAUUUGUUGACGGGCUCACUUCCAGACCGACUGAGUUGUGGAGAGGAACUUGGGUAUGUUGAUAUUUCUAGUAAUAGGUUCACCGGUAGUCUUCCGUCUUGCCUGGCUUCUACGUCAGAAAAGAGAAUAGUAACAUUUGCUGGAAAUUGCCUUUCUAUUAAUAAUCAGCACCAGAAUCCGGAAUCAUACUGCGCAUCAAGUAUAGUGAAAGAACAAUCAAGUAAAAAAGAAAUUGGAGUUUAUGUCGGAGUGGUUGGAGGUACUGUUAUUGUAGUAAUCUUGGUGCUUAGCUUUCUUGUUUUGAGUCGAAGAUAUACUUUAAGAGAGGCAAUAGUGCAGCAUACAUUGCCAAAGAUUAUGCAGUGUGAUACACCAUCAGGGAUUUCAUCUGAAGUUCUUGCAAAUGCAAGGAUUAUAUCCCAAGCUGCAAAAUUAGGAACUCAAGGAACCCAAGUGCAACGGGUCUUUUCUUUGGAAGAGUUAAAAGAAGCAACUGAUAACUUCAGUCAGUUGCUAAUACUGGGCGAAGGGUAUACCGGAAAGCUGUACAAGGGAAGAUUAGAGAAUGGUACCUACAUAGCGAUUCGAUCUCUACCUUUGUUUAGAAAUUAUUUAAUCCGGAAUCUUGAAAUUCGACUGAAUUUGCUCUCCAAGCUUCGGCACCCGCACCUUGUUGAACUUAUGGGUUAUAGCAUUGAUAGAGAGGGUCAUGAUAUUCUCACUGCCAGCAGAGUCUUCCUUGUAUAUGAAUAUGUUCCUAAUGGAAAUUUCCGUUCUCAUCUCUCAGAAACUUCUCCAGAUAAAGCUCUCAAGUGGUCAGACAGAUUAGCAAUUUUAAUUGGUGUAGCAAAAGCCGUACAUUUCUUACAUACUGGAGUUAACUUUGCUUCUUUCUAUAAUCGCUUGAAGACAAAUAAUAUAUUGAUUGAUGAGCAUUUUGUUGCAAAGCUAAGCGAUUAUGGGGUGUCCAUAAUCACUGAAGAUAUUGAUAAACUCGAGGCAAAAGGAGAUGGCCCAAAAUCCUGGCACAAGACAACAAAGUUAGACGAUGAUGUUUAUAGUUUUGGAUUCAUAUUGCUCGAGUCACUUGUAGGGCCAAUUGUAAGUGGAAAAGGAGAAUCAUAUUUGCUGAAUGAAAUGGCAUCAUUUGGUAGCCAGGAUGGACGAAAACGAUUAGUGGAUCCGCUCGUAUUAACCACAUGCUCAGAAGAGUCAUUAAAAAUAGUAGUAUCCAUCACAAACAAAUGCAUAUCUCUUGAUUCAUCAAGGCGUCCCUCAUUUGAGGAUGUUCUUUGGAAUUUGCAGUACGCAGCACAAGUCCAGGCCAUAGCAGAUGCUGAUCAGAAGUCGAGUGCAUCAUCACAGUAGUAAUUGUAAAUGUUAGAGUUAUACUAGUGUCAUACUGAAAUAAGUUAUUAGGCUAGAGUCCACUGAGUUAGCAUGCAAGCCCAUCACACAAAUUUACAUAAUGUAUGUGAUAAUUGUUAGUAUUCUUUAGUAUAACUAGGUGUUUAACUGAAAAUUUUAAGUGAGAACUUUUACUAUAGUUUUAUCCUUGAUAUAAAAUUUAGGACACAUUUUUUGGAUCUUA
Daucus carota subsp. sativus is the source of this 2885-nucleotide messenger RNA. Its product is annotated as probable inactive leucine-rich repeat receptor-like protein kinase At3g03770. Gene Ontology annotation, biological process: protein phosphorylation. Gene Ontology annotation, molecular function: ATP binding; protein binding; protein kinase activity. The record is from RefSeq and is a predicted model, not a curated record. The transcript has 8 exons. Bases 341 to 2662 code for a protein of 773 amino acids. NCBI's taxonomy places the organism in Eukaryota, Viridiplantae, Streptophyta, Magnoliopsida, Apiales, Apiaceae.